This is a messenger RNA of Aspergillus novofumigatus IBT 16806, 1490 nucleotides long. RefSeq names its product DUF1295 domain protein. The transcript has 2 exons. Gene Ontology annotation, cellular component: membrane. Lineage: Eukaryota; Fungi; Ascomycota; Eurotiomycetes; Eurotiales; Aspergillaceae. The record is from RefSeq and is a predicted model, not a curated record. Bases 40 to 1161 code for a protein of 373 amino acids.
UAGUUUCAAACUGCGACACCUGUUCUGAAGCCCUUCGAGAUGGCGAUCCCACUUCCUCAGGUUCACUCUGUUGUGGACUGUGCCUCUUUCAACCGCACCGUGCUGCCCUUCCUGUCGCAGUUGACAACGCUUCCUGCGCAGCUGCAAGUGGCCGCCGCAACGAAAGAUGUGGACGCUCUGAAGGAUAUAUAUCUGUCGACAAACCCAUUCAUCUCCGCGCUGGUGUUCACUUUGGUUUUGUGGGUGCUCUUCAUCGUGGCUGCGGAAUUCAACCGCAACUACUCGCAAGUUGAUCGGUUUUGGAGUAUCCUGCCGUCUGUGUAUAAUGUGCACUUUGUCGCUUGGGCGCGCAUGUGGGGCAUUAAGAAUCAGAGCCUGGAUACGAUCGCACUCAUCACAUUGCUCUGGAGUAUCCGCUUGACCUUCAACUACUGGCGCAAGGGAGGUUAUCAGAUUGGUUCUGAGGACUACCGCUGGGAUAUUGUCAAGUCCCAGAUCAACAACCGGUUCCUGCUCUUCCUGCUCAACGUCACCUUCGUCAGCUUCAUUCAGCCAAUGCUCCUUCUCCUUGUGACGGCGCCUACCUACAACUUCAUUCUCCUCUCGCGCCUCCCUGGAGUUGAACCGUUCGGCCUCCCCGACCUUAUUUUCUCCCGCCUUGCAUUCUUCUUCCUCAUCAUCGAAUACUUCGCCGACCAGCAGCAAUGGAACUUCCAAAACGCAAAGAAGGAGUACCAGAAGACAGCUCGCAUCCCCGACCAGUACAAAGGCCAAUUCACUCCCGAGGACCUGGAGCGCGGCUUCGUCGUUAGCGGUCUCUGGUCACUGUCCCGUCACCCGAAUUUUGUCGCCGAGCAAGCAAUCUGGCUCACUCUGUACCUCUGGAACUGCUACCGCACCGACAGCUACAUUCAGUGGACUGGACUGGGUGUUUUGGGCUACAUGCUCAUUUUCCAGUCAAGCACCCGGCUCACCGAGUCGAUCAGUGCAGGCAAGUACCCUGAAUACAGCGAGUACCAGGCGCGUGUGGGACGCUUCAUUCCUCGCUUUUCUGUCAAGCCCAAGUACAAUGGCAGCAAGAAGAAGAAAGCCCCUCGGUCCGAGACUGAGUCGGCAGGCGCUGGUGGUCAGUCUACGCAGGACGGCAAGAAAAGUCAGUGAUGGGAGAGGGUUGGGGUUCCGAUGCAGGAUUUCUGUCGAUUUAUUUUCUUCACUUUUAAUUUCUGGGACACUGGGGAACUGGAAUUUCUUGAUAUAUAUAUUGUCAUGUUUGAGUGAAAUUUCAGGUCGGAGUAUUCGAUCCGCUAUAUCAAGGUUUGAUUAGUUACGCUACCAGGCAAACACAAGGCUGCUACUCUCAGAGUUCAAAGGAAUAUGAGAAAUCCGAGUCACAUAGCGUCCUAAUUGUGUCAAAUUGAUACUCCACCACCCAGGCCUAGAUGGUUACAUAUUAUACAGGAGUACACUAGAUAAGUCUAAAAUCAGAGUUG